Ceratotherium simum simum (southern white rhinoceros) is the source of this 2304-nucleotide messenger RNA. It is a transcript of the gene CCDC13, whose product is annotated as coiled-coil domain containing 13. The record is from RefSeq and is a predicted model, not a curated record. Gene Ontology annotation, biological process: non-motile cilium assembly; cytoplasmic microtubule organization. Gene Ontology annotation, cellular component: centriolar satellite. NCBI's taxonomy places the organism in Eukaryota, Metazoa, Chordata, Mammalia, Perissodactyla, Rhinocerotidae.
CCAGGGCAGUGCGAGGAGGCGUCCCGAACAGGUGACAGAGCUGCGGUGGCCCAAGAAGGGAGGAGCGGAGUGACCCCUGGCAAGAUGGCAGCGGAUGAAGGCUCACAGGACACCUUGCGGCUCCAGUUCAAGGCCAUGCAGGAGAUGCAGCACAGAAGGUUACAGAAGCAGAUGGAGAAACGGAAGGAAAAGGAACUGAGCCUCGAAAGCAGAGCCGAUGACCAAAACGAGCUCUUGGAGAUCUCCAGUGGCCUCAGCCUUCUCCAAGCUGGGGAGCAAAACUCAAAAAACAGCUUUGAGCAGAGGGUGCUUGAAGAUGAGAUUGAACAGCUUCGAGAUCAGCUCAGGGAAACAGUGGAUGAGAACGGGCGAUUGUAUAAGCUGCUGAAAGAAAGGGACUUUGAAAUCAAACACCUCAAAAAGAAAAUAGAAGAGGACAGAUUUGCCUUCACAGGGACAGCCAGUGUGGCUGGGGAUGCGAUUGCCACCAAAGUCGUCGAGCUGUCCAAAAAGAACCGGGUGCUGAUGGCAGAGUCAGAGGGUGCAAAAACCAGAGUGAAGCAGCUGAGCCAUCACAUCCAGGAGCUGGAGCGGGAACUGCAGAUGGCCCUGGCCAGGCUGCCAGCCAAGGGGGCCGCCGAUGCAGGAGGCAAGCCGCCGAGGGCCCAGAUGGGAGACAGAGCCUUGCCGGAGACCCCAGAGGUGAAGGUCUUGCGGGACAGGCUGGCGGCCACAAACCUGAAGAUGAGUGACCUCCGCAACCAGAUCCAGUCUGUGAAGCAGGAGCUCCGGAUGGCCCAGAAGGUUUUGGCCAACGAGGUUGGGGAAGAUGUGAACGUCCAACAGCUCCUGUCUUCACCAGGGUCCUGGAGGGGUCGGGCUCAACAAAUCCUCGUUUUGCAGAGCAAGGUUCGAGAGCUUGAGAAACAAUUGGGGCAGACCCAGAGCCAGCCUGCGGGCACAGCCAGUGACGAGCUGCCUGUCUAUCCAGACCCAAGGAAGCUGUCAGCACAGGAGAAAAACCUGCUGAGGAUCCGCAACCUGGAAAGGGAAAAACAGGAAGGCUGGGAGAAACUGAUGGGUGAGCGGGUUGCCCUCCAGCGAGAGCUUGAAGAGCUGAAAAAAAAGUUCGAGGGCAUGAGAUCCCGGAACAAGGUGCUGUCAAGCGAAGUAAAGACCCUCCGGAGUCAAAUGGGGACCCUCGUGGAGAAGGGCAGGCAUGAUGAUGAGCUCAUCGAUGCCCUCAUGGACCAGCUGAAGCAGCUACAGGAGAUUCUGGGCAGCCUGAGUCUGCAAGAGGAAAAGACACGAGCGUCCCAGCACCACCUAGACCAGCAGCUCAACAACGAGGCUCAGCGGAGCGGCAGCCUCGUCGCCCAGCUGCGGGCCCUGGUGGCUGAGCGGGAGGCCAAGGUGCGGCAGCUGGAGUCGGAGAUCGGGAAACUCAGUGCGCAGUAUCUUCAGAAUAAAGGAGUGGAUGAGGGGUCCAGUGGGCCUGAGGUCAACUCCGCCUACACCAAGUUCCUGGAGGACUCGGGCCUGACCAAGUCCCCGGCAUCGGCAGGUGACCACAUUGGCAGGCUUGGAUCUGCUCGCUCCGUGACCAGCCUGGGCCACAUGCUGGUGGAAUCUGCUCUCACAUGGCCUUCCUUGCCCAGUCCUCAUGGGGCCUCACCCAGGUUCUCGGACUCCCCAGAACAAAAAGGCUGGCAGGCACAGGUGACAGAGUUCAAGGCCCUCUGGCAGGCCGCUGAGGUGGAGCGCGACCGGCUUACUGAGUUUGUCACUGUCCUGCAGAAACGGGUAGAGGAGAGCAACAGCAAGCUCCUGGAGUCAGAGAGGAAGCUGCAGGAGGAGCGGCAACGCAGCGUGGUGCUGGAGCAACGUCUGGAGAAGAUGCGCCUGGAGCCUGGGAGGACGUCAGCUUCUCAGAAAGCAGCCCCCAGGAGCAAAACAGGUCUGCCUGCCUCUAACACCAGGCACAACCCAAAUGGGAAUGAGAGAAAGGACCCAUCCUUCGCCCAGCUCUCCAGUGUGCCUGUGGAAUGCCAGAUGGAGGAGCUGACCACCAGGCUGGCCAUCCAGGUAGAGGAGAAUGAAAUGCUGAAGGCUGCUCUGGGCAGCGCCCUGCGGGGAAAAGAAGAGGACAUCCGUAUGUACCAUGAGACCCUGGGCCAGGUGAAAGGGGUCUUCCUGCAAGCCCUGCGGCAGCAGAAGGCUGACAAGCACUAGGAUGGCGGCCCAGUGUCAGCCUGGCCGGACGGGGCCACCUCAUGCCUUGAGAGGACAAGGCUCUGUCUGAGG